GACAGUAACUUGAUGCAGCAAAACAUCCGACCACAACCUUCCGAAGAACGGAUGUGACGUCAAGACGUGUUGACGCAGCUUUAGCUGUGGAGGCGAUUGUGCUUCCCUUACAGUAAGCUAAUAUUCUUAUAAUUAUUUUUCCAAGCCCUUUUUAUCCUAUCGCGAAUGACAGUCAGCGAGGGACAGAAACACCUUUCAUGUAGUGUAAGCCAUCGCAAAAGCAAUUCCAUGGAGGUCGAGGACAGCCCGCUCAACCUGAAAAAUAUAUCCCAGCCAGUCACACUUCAGGCUCAUCAGCAGAGCAGGAAGGCCGACCGUCUGCUGGUGGCUGGGAAGUAUGAAGAGGCGAUCUCCUGCCAUGGAAAAGCAGCAGAACUUUUGACAGACGCCAUGAAGACUACAGAGUGUGAGCAGGCUCGUCUGUCCAUGGAGCUGCAGAGGGACAGUCAUAUCAAACAGCAGCGCCUCAUCCAGGAGCGCUGGAAGAGAGAGGCCCGCCGUGAGGCAACAAAGUCCCGCCUGGCUCAGGUGCAGCCCCCCACCAGCACCCCGGCCCUCCCAACCCAAACCCCAGGCCAGCUGCAGCCCAACACCCCCCCCGGCCCUCCGGAUGCAGAGGGGGCCAGGGAGCGCGAGUACGACACCCUGCUCUACCAGCUUCAGACUCGGCAGACCGGAGGCUGCCAGCCUUUGACUACGCCGUGCCCCGGCACCAAGACCACCAAAGACGACAAAACCCGGCUGGAGGAGCAGCAGACCACCAUCGAGGACCUGCGGCGCCUGGUGACCAGCCUGAUGGACGAGAACCAGCAGCUACGAUCUGAAAACGCCCGGCUGCGCUCCGAGGCGGCCGAGGCGGCAGACUUUGUGGAGUGCUCGGAGAUCUGGGGGAACUCACAAGCAGGGGGCGCUCUGGGAACAGGGGGGGGUCAGGGGAGGAGAAGCACGGGGGGGAAGGGGAAGGAGAUCGCCAUCCCUCAGCUGCCCCCGCUGGAGAUGCCGGCACAGGAGGAUCUGUGUCUGGACGACCUGCCGCCGCUGGAACUGCCGGAGGACAUCCAGAACGAACUGCAGGAGCUGCUGGACAGGGACAAGCCGUGAUCAGAGACACACACACACACACACACACACACACACACACACACACACACACACACACACACACACACACACACACACACACACACACACACACACACACACACACACACACACACACACAGGCACCAGGGUUGAGUCUGGAUGCUAAAGUGUUUGUCAUGUGACCCGGGCUGUCUCUGCUCCAGGUUCAGAGCUAUCAUGACAAUUCCCAAACUGUGUGCCGUAAUAAUGACGAUGCAGAGGCAACACAACUCAGACAGACGAGAGGAAUGGUUCUCCAACAGUGUCAGGAACAUCAGGAGUGAUGGAUGUGUGCAAGUGUUUUUUAUUUUAGAGUCUGGAAUUAAAUAAAUGAUUAUUUCAGGGCUUUGAAUGCUAAAUUAUAGUGCUUUUUAUCUAUGAGACAAUAAUUUACAUAAUGUUUUGUGCUUUUUACAGAUGUUGGCACCGUGGAAAACAUCCCUCUCACUUCCUGUUAGAGGGUUUUGGCCAACAUUUUUGAUCAUAUAAAAAUAUCAUUUUGUUAAGAGAGUAAACAUUAAGAUAACGUUAUUUAAUUAUCAUAUUGUUGGAUUAUUUUGUAAUUUGUGCAAUCACAAAAGACUUUUGUAAUGCCCAUAUUUCUUUAUUUUUCCUUUUUUAACUUCUGCACCGGAGCCUGGAAUUCAAGAAAUAAGAAAAUGAAUGUGGGAUGUUAAAACACAUUGCUUGAAACUUGACGAUUAAAAACAACUGAGAUUUCCUUUUUCCGUUCUAAAAUGUUCUUAUUUUUUAAAUCUUGACAUGAAGUUUUCUAGUUUUUUAAUUCAUGUUCUUCUAAGAAUCCAGGAGACAAUCAUGGACGUUUGGCCCUGCAGUAAAACAGCAGUAACACUCCUGCUUCACAAGGAGUAGCUUUAAGGAUACUUCCUGUUCUUCAGCUGUCAGUUUGAGAGAGGAAGCAGAACCCUCCCCUGAUGUUACACUGACGAGAACUUGACAGUUUGCAGGAGGGAGAGUGGAGGGUUACAUAUGUGGCUGAGCUGCUCCUAAAAGGCAUUAUCGGACCGCUUACUAACUACACACACACACAUCAGGAUCAUGUUCAGAGUGUAUGGCUGUUUCUGAGGAACAACUCUGCUGCAUUUUUUUAUUUUUAUUUUAGUGUACUUGAAUAAAAGGCUUCAGUUAUCA
Eleginops maclovinus (Patagonian blennie) is the source of this 2274-nucleotide messenger RNA. It is a transcript of the gene nrbf2b, whose product is annotated as nuclear receptor binding factor 2b. Gene Ontology annotation, biological process: autophagy. The transcript is spliced from 5 exons. Lineage: Eukaryota; Metazoa; Chordata; Actinopteri; Perciformes; Eleginopidae. Bases 166 to 1101 code for a protein of 311 amino acids. The record is from RefSeq and is a predicted model, not a curated record.